Molecule: messenger RNA, 2574 nt
Organism: Harpegnathos saltator (Jerdon's jumping ant)
Lineage: Eukaryota; Metazoa; Arthropoda; Insecta; Hymenoptera; Formicidae
Gene: spel1
Product: DNA mismatch repair protein spel1
Exons: 13
Coding region: 1-2574 (857 amino acids)
Biological process (GO): mitotic recombination; mismatch repair
Cellular component (GO): nucleus; MutSalpha complex
Molecular function (GO): ATP-dependent DNA damage sensor activity; ATP binding; mismatched DNA binding
Source: RefSeq, a predicted model, not a curated record
AUGAUUGGGGCUGAGCCACACAAGACGGAAGGAGUUAUACUCAAUAAAAAUCACUUUGAGACAUUUGUGCGCGACUUAUUGUUAGUGAAGCAAUACAGAGUAGAAGUCUAUGUCAAUCAAGGCUCUGCCAAGAAUCAAAAUUGGAUCCUAGAGUAUAAAGGAUCUCCGGGAAAUUUAUCUCAUUUCGAAGAUAUUUUAUUCGGUAACAAUGACAUAGCCGUGGGUGUAUCUGUAAUAGCAGUGAAACUGGGCACUGAAGGAAAAUCCAGAGUUGUCGGUUUAAGCUGUGUGGAUGUGGUUUCAACGUUAAUUUCAGUUGCUGAGUUCCAAGAUAAUGAAUCAUUUUCGAAUCUAGAGUCACUCGUUGUAACUCUUGCACCAAAAGAAUGUUUAUUAAUUCAAGGGGAAGGCAGUUAUGAAUUUCAAAAUCUUAAACAAAUGAUGGAAAGAAGCAACGUGUUGGUGACUUUAAGAAAAAAAAGUGAAUUUUCCAGUGAUUCAGUCAUAGAAGACUUAAAUACAUUGAUAAAAUUCAAAAAAGGGCAAAAGCAAAAUGCUCAAUCUCUACCCGAAGUUAACUUAAAUAUAGCUAUGUCUGCUACAUCCGCUCUCAUCAAGUAUUUAGAUUUGACAUCAGAUGAAGGCCAUAUGAAUCAGUUUGCCCUAAAGCAAGUGGAACAGUCGCGAUAUUUAAGAUUGGAUUCUGCAGCGAUAAAAGCUCUUAACAUUGAGCCGCGUGUCGAUUCAGCCUCGAAUUUACAUGGGAAUCCCGUUGCCAGUAUUCUAACACUACUAGAUAAAUGUAGAACUGCACAGGGUCAUAGAUUGAUCGCACAAUGGGUUCGUCAACCUCUUAGAGACUUAUCUCUAAUAAAGGAACGGCAUGACAUCGUUGAAUUAUUAGUGAAAAACAAUGAAUUGAGAUCUGCUCUUUGCGAGGAUUAUCUGAGACGUAUACCCGAUUUGCAACAACUUGCAAAAAAGCUGGCAAGGAAGAAAUCAGCGCUGCAAGAUUGUUAUAAAAUCUACCUGUGUGUAUCGUACUUGCCAAAAUUAUUGGAACAACUUGCACCAGAAGCGAAUUUGGCUGCUUUGAAAGCAAUAAUAAUAGAUCCUUUGAAAGAAUUGAUCGAGGAUAUGGAUAAAUUUCAACAGCUAGUAGAACAGACAAUCGAUUUAGAUGCCGCUGAGAAGGGAGACUUCAUGAUUAACUCAGGAUUUACAGACGAUUUCAAAGCUCUGAAAGAUACCAUGGAUGAAAUGGAGGAAAUUAUACAACAGCAGCUCAGUAAAGUAGCGGAUGAUCUCCUCUUGGAAGCAGGAAAAGCGAUAAAAUUAGAAUCUAACCAACAAUUCGGCUAUUAUUUCCGUAUCACAUUGAAGGAAGAGAAAGUACUUAGGAAUAAGAAACAUUACAACAUUUUGGACUCUAACAAAACCGGAGUGAGAUUUCGAAAUAGCAAACUAAGUGAAUUGAACGAUGAUUUUAUAGCUGCUAGAAAUAAAUACAUGGACAAACAGAAAGAUGUCAUUGCGGAAAUUAUGGGAAUUGCAGCCGGUUAUAGUGAGACAGUGCGUGCUAUUGGUAGCGUAUUGGCAUGCCUCGAUGUUCUUACUGCAUUUGCCUCUGCUGCAGUAAGCGCUAACAAGGUGUAUGUACGUCCUGAUAUGGUACCAAGUGAAGAAGGUGAACUGAAUCUCGUUCAAAUCAGACAUCCGUGCCUGGAAAUGCAACAAGGAAUAGACUACAUUGCCAAUGAUGUCAAUUUUAAGCGAGAUCAGUGUCAUUUUCGCAUCAUAACUGGACCAAAUAUGGGAGGUAAAAGUACUUACAUUAGAUCUGUUGGUGUAACUGCACUAAUGGCUCACAUUGGUAGUUUUGUUCCUUGUGAUAAGGCAACUAUAUCGUUACUGGACUGUAUAUUGGCUCGAGUGGGAGCUGAUGAUUCUCAGUUGAAAGGAUUGUCGACUUUCAUGAUGGAGAUGAUAGAAACUGCUGCCAUUUUAAAAACGGCAACAUGUAACUCUCUCGUAAUAAUCGAUGAAUUGGGUAGAGGAACAUCAACGUAUGAAGGUUGUGGUAUAGCAUGGUCAAUAGCAGAACACUUAGCAAAGGAUAUUAAAUCAUAUUGUCUGUUUGCUACACACUUCCACGAAAUUACCAAGUUAGCUGAAGAAAUAUCUACUGUAAAAAAUGAACAUGUUACUGCUCUUGUCGAGAACAAUAAGCUGACAUUACUUUAUAAAGUAAAAUCAGGAAUUUGCGAUCAAAGUUUUGGUUUGCACGUCGCAAAAAUGGCUAAUUUUCCACAAGAUGUGAUAGAGUUUGCCAAAAGAAAACAAGCAGAACUUGAAGAUUAUGAAGGCGUAGUUUUUGAAGGAUCUGAUAAUCCUCAAAAGAAGCGAAAAAUUAUUCAGGAAGCUGAAACAUUAAUCUCACAAUUUCUCACAAAAUGCGAUUCUUUAGAUCAAUCUUUAUCUGAUACCGAUUUACAAAAACAGGUAUCAUUACUGAAAGAAGAUGUUCUUUCUCAUAAGAAUUCGUAUAUCGAAGCAUUACUCACCCCUUCUUAA